This is a messenger RNA of Arabidopsis arenosa, 1204 nucleotides long. Lineage: Eukaryota; Viridiplantae; Streptophyta; Magnoliopsida; Brassicales; Brassicaceae. The record is from the annotation of a GenBank genome assembly.
CGCCUCUCGUCGUAGUCGUAUUAUCCGUCCAUGAGUCUCCGAAAGAACUACCUCCCAGGGUUCUUACCCUGGGACUAUGAAUCAGUGCCUCUAUCACGUCACACUGACGUCGCAGAAUUCAUAUCCAGCAGUAAGAUUACCUCUAGAGUAAAGAAAGCAUUAAAGCGUCUAGGCAUAUUCCCUCAUUUCGUCCGCAAAAUAGGUGAGCCAAGAGAACAGCAAAUUUCUGAUAUUGAGAUCCGUAGAAGAAUCAAAGCAUGGUAUGAAGGUCACCUAGCUAACAAUACAAGGGGUGUACUUGGUUUGAUGGCGGCUGAUGGAGGUUACAUAUCUCAGCUCCUAGAGAUUCAGAAUGAGGGUGGUUUUGAGAUUGUUAUAAUCAAUCGCCCAGGAGUGGCAACCCACUCUUUCUACACAGUGUUGUCGCAAUUUCCUGUCAUAACAGAUUCUGUAGCUAUGGUCCAAAGGUAUCAGAAUAGUGCUGGUUUAGGUAGUGGAUCUGGUUCUCGUUUGGUGGUAAUCGUUUUUGGAGGUAAUGGUGGACGUGAUCAGGGCGGUUAUGGCUGGGGUGGAAGUGAUCAGGGCGGUUAUGGCUGGGGUGGACGUGAUCAGGGCGGUUAUGGCUGGGGUGGACGUGAUCAGGGCGGUUAUGGCUGGGGUGGACGUGAUCAGGGCGGUUAUGGCUGGGGUGGACGUGAUCAGGGCGGUUAUGGCUGGGGUGGACGUGAUCGGGGCGGUUAUGGCUGGGGUGGACGUGAUCGGGUGGACCUGGUCAACACCAGGCGUCAGAGUACUGUGGCCCUCUCGCCAUCACGGGUGAAUCCGCCAUUCAGCCGUUUCCAUAUGCUGGCUUGGACUACUGUGCCUGUGCCUUCUCAUCCACCGGUUGCUCCUACUGCCAUGGAAAACCUAGUGGCUGUAACAUCGGUCUAUUGGGACAUGGAGACGUGUCCUGUUCCACUUGGCUGUGCUCCUCGUCGGAUCUCUCCCAUUGGCGCAGUAGAAGACGUCCCUUAUGACAUCCUGAGAGAAGUCUAUCCCAGUGGAAUCAGCGUCCCUUACGGUUAGGAUCUUUCAUCUUUUCAUCCCCUUGUGCUGAGUCUCAAGUCUUUAGUUUCUGAAAGUGUUUUCAAACUUUGUUGAAGGUCUUAUUUGUGGCUAAAGUGCAAGACGAGUGGGAUGUGAAGAAAAGAAGAAGAACUGA